AUGACUGCUAGAAAAUUUACUUUAUCUAUAUGUAGUUCGCGAUUAUAUUCUUCUAGUAAAGAAGGAGCGGGAUCUACAGGUUCCGUUGAUUCCAAAGAAGAGACAAAUAAACAACGUGAUAACGUCUCUGAUGCAUCGGAUAGUCGUGAAGGCGAUGCCAACAUUAACAAUCCAACAACAAACAACACUGAAGGACCUUCUGAAGUCUCACCCACAGAAAGAGCUGUAGAUAAGUUUUUCAAAGUUGUGGAAAAAGUCAAACAGUUUGAAAGUAGAGCAGAUACAUUUUCGAAUAAAUCUGACGCUACAGCUGAAAAGACAGGAGAAGGAAUAAAGCAGAAAGAUGCAGUCACUGGCACUGAAAAUGAGUCGUUCGCUACAAUGUUGAGGAAAUCGAAGUUCGUGUCUUUAGGAGAAUUCAGCGGAAGAUUAGUUGAAGGAACAAUUUUUGAAGUCAUGGAGGAUGAUUUGUACAUUGACUUUGGUGGAAAAUUUCACUGUGUCUGUCCGCGCCCAAAAAGGAAUCCAGACCAUUACCACAGAGGUAGGAAAGUGCUGGUCUCACUUCAGGCAAUGGAAAUGAGCUCUUCCUUUCUUGGCUCUGAUAAACACGUGACACUAUUGGAGGCAGAUGGCACCUUGAUCGGCAUGGCACCUUCGUAUGGGUCUGAGAGGACAAGUACAGCGAGACAAGAGUGA
This is a messenger RNA of Candidula unifasciata, 699 nucleotides long. The record is from the annotation of a GenBank genome assembly. Lineage: Eukaryota; Metazoa; Mollusca; Gastropoda; Stylommatophora; Geomitridae.